AUGGCGUCCUCUGGAGCACAGGCAGCAAAUGUCCUCCUUUUCGGUGGUGGCGCCGUGGGCACCAUUGCCGCGCUCAAUAUUGAAUCCGGCAAGCUGGGCACUGUGACCGCCGUUUUGAGAUCCAAUUUUCAGGCUGUACGAGAACAUGGCUAUCGGAUUGAGAGCAUCGAUCAUGGCAAGCUGACAGGAUGGCGACCUACCAAGGUGGUUAAUGGCGUCCCCAACGUGAAGCAGGAUUCAUUGCCCCCGUUCGAUUACAUUGUCACCACGACGAAGAACUACCCUGAUGUAUCCCCUACCCUCCCAGAGCUCAUCGCUCCGGCCGUCACUCCUGGCCAUACUGUGAUUGUCAUGAUUCAGAACGGCUUGAACAUUGAAAGGGCCAUGUUUGAGGCAUUCCCGACAAACAUUGUGCUCUCUGGAGUUUCCAUGAUCGACAGUCAUGAAGGACAGCCCGGCGAGAUCUUUCACGAAGACCACGAUAUCCUGUAUCUGGGAGCUUUCACCAAUCCCAAUAUUCCCGACAAGGAAAGCGAAAUCAAGGCGGCGCACGACUUUAUCAAAAUUUAUGGCGCCGCAGGCAAAACCAACGUUCAGUUCUCCGAAGAUGUGCCAUGGGCAAGGUGGCGGAAGUUGAUCUUCAACGCCGUCUUGAACCCGAUUUGUGCCAUCACAAGCCUGGAUUCUGCAAGAGUGCGACUGACCAACAGCCUGGUGGAGGAGCUGGUCCGGCCCGCCAUGAAGGAAAUUUACGAAACUGCAAGCAGGCUAGGGCACAAGCUUCCAGAAGAUAUCGUAGAUACGAUGAUCAACUUCGAUCCGAUGGAUUUGUACCUGAAGCCGAGCAUGCAGUGUGACAUUGAGAAAGGUAACCUUAUGGAGAUUGAGUAUCUCAUCGGAGAGCCGCUACGAGAAGCUGAGAAGCUUGGAGUUGCGACUCCUAACCUAAAGGUCAUUUAUGAGAUAAGCAGAGCCUUGCAAUGGAGAGUAAAGGAGGCCAAAGGAAUCGUCACGGUACCACCGAAGAGGCAAUCUUGA
Molecule: messenger RNA, 1038 nt
Organism: Diaporthe amygdali
Lineage: Eukaryota; Fungi; Ascomycota; Sordariomycetes; Diaporthales; Diaporthaceae
Exons: 3
Coding region: 1-1038 (345 amino acids)
Biological process (GO): pantothenate biosynthetic process
Cellular component (GO): cytoplasm
Molecular function (GO): 2-dehydropantoate 2-reductase activity
Source: RefSeq, a predicted model, not a curated record